Haemonchus placei is the source of this 3093-nucleotide messenger RNA. Lineage: Eukaryota; Metazoa; Nematoda; Chromadorea; Rhabditida; Trichostrongylidae. The record is from the annotation of a GenBank genome assembly.
AUGCUUAACCUUCCAUCAGUGAUACUGUUGCUAUUUCUUAUUGUCACAGUGUCGUCAAUGGCAAUCGAUGUAAAGAGGGACUUUGGAUUACCCUUCUCCAAUGCUGAGCGAUGGAAGAGAGACGUCAACAAACAACUCGAGCGAAUCCAUCCACGAUUCCGUCGACAGUGGGGAGGUAUGGGAGGAUGGGGACCCCCACCCCCACCUCCACCAUUUGGAGGAUCUGAUCAAUCACAAUCUUUCGACAUCAACACACCUUUCGGUUCGAUUGGAUUCAGCGAUAACCAAGUUUAUCUAUGGUUUGCUGAUGAAUGGUUGAAGAUGAACAGGAAGAAGCACUCGAAGAGAGGAGGUUCGCAAAAGAAGAAAAAAGAGAAGCAAAAAUCCAAAAAGAAGUUUAAAAAGGAGGAUUCCGAGGAGGAGUCUUCGGGAGAUGAUGAAGACGACACUUCAACUGGUGAAGAAGAAGGCGAUAAAACAGAACAGCCCAAGCAGCCAGCUUCUCUCCCACCUCCACCGGAAAAGACGCCACUACUCGGAGCAUUGUCAAAGGCGCCCCAGCAGCCACCAUGGUUCAAGAUGAAGCUAUACGAAGAAAUACGACCAGAUUUGGUUCCUCCCACAGGUAGAAGUCUUUUAGAGAGUCAUGAAAUUGACUUGCUGGAUAACUUCUUGAGGGGAAAUGAACAGCUUCAAGCCGGUGAUCUUGUCAUCGCUGAUGAUAACCUUGAUGAAGAAUCCCGUGAGUACUCGCGGUAUGAGGUGCUCAUAAAAUACAACGAAGGCCGCUACUCUGCCGUUUAUAUAGUUGUGAAGCAGACGUGUACCGACAACGAAGAAGUACUUGACAGCACAUUGUAUGCUAUGAAGAGUGGCUUACGAAAGGACAGUCCUUGCACCAAGCUACGUUUUAAGAGAGAACUCCAAGUCUUAAAGGAUCUGAAGAACGGUAAUGCCAUGAGGAGUCCUCAUUUGAUCGAUAGCGGUAGAGUUUGUGAUAGAUCCUACAUAGUUAUGACUCUUCUGGACAGGAAUUUAGAGAAGCUCAAAGAAAGUGUGAAAGGCACCUUCCGGCCAACGUCUGUCUAUCACUUGGCUGCAGAAGCGCUAUCAGCUAUAGAGGAUGUUCAUGUACUUGGCUAUGUCCAUCGAGAUGUCAAACCAACAAAUUUUUGUGUUGGUCUACAGGUAGCAGCCGUACGGCUGUUUUUGAUAGAUUUUGGAGAGACUGUCAAAAGCGGGAAAGCUAUUAGUUACGCAACACCAGACGCAUAUUCUCUUCCCUAUAUGUCGAUCGACGCUCACAAACGGGCAGUAGCCAAACCUAAAAUGGAUCUGGAAUCGUGGUUCUACACAUUUUCUGAAUUGCUUUAUCCACAAAUUUUAACUUGGAAGCAGAGUCACAAUGAAGCUGAAAUUCAGGAGGCUAAGACGAAGUUCUGGGAUAAUUUAGCGGAGUCGCUCACCUCUUGUUCUCCACAGAUGAAGGAAGCCGCGAAGAUAAUCAAAUCAGCAACCGACAAGAUUGACUACAACGGUCUGAGGCGGCUCAUGGAUGAAGCAAGGGACUCUCAUUUAAAAGGAACUCCGCUCACUUUGGAAUGGGUGAAGAAAAUGCCAAAAGUGAUGCCAAAGAGAGGAGAACCCAUUAAUUUGACUCAUCUUGACACAGACCAGUCGACGAGAAGCUCAAAGAAAAAACAGAAAGAAAAAGCACAAGAAAAAGUGUCCCAUGUGGACGAAUUGAGGAAAUCUCUCACUAUGAGUCUUUUCCAAAGAUUCCGUUUCCGUCCCAAGAAAAAGAAGCUUGCUACAAUGAUAGCAAACUCUGAUGCUGGCAGCGCCGAAUCUACCUCAGGUGAAGGCCAGGCUAGCGAUAGCGUUGCGGUUGAGCCUUCUGAGAAGCCAAAAAGUGAAAAUGUGGAGCCCACUCCCGCACAAGAAAAACAGGCUAAGGAUGAACCCAAGGAGUCGGUCUUCGAAAGAAGUAUCCGAAGAAUAAGAACGAAAUUAAAGGGUACACCAAAGCCAUCGGAGUCAACGUCAUCCGAAAAAUCUGCGGAGCCUGCUAAAAGCACCGAACCGGCAGCUCCUCAACAGCGUCCAUCCAGCGAGACAGUCAAACCUUCACCAGCACCAUCGCAAGGUCCUACGCCAGCUGUCACAGCUGCGACAGUAGGAUCUACCGAAUCAACAGAAGCACGCCCCAAAAGCACACCUGCACCGAGCCAACCUUCCAAGGAACAUGAAGGAACUUUCUUCCAGAGAAUUAGUCUUCGGGUGUUGCGCAGGAAAAAAACUGCCGCUCCUGCCACCAAACCUCCGGAAGAGAAAGUAGAAGCCGCCGAGGAAAAGAUCUCUCAACCAGAGCCUACGACUUCAAAAUCUUCGGAGAAGCCAACGAGUCUUCAGAGUGAUCGAAAAGAGGAACCGAAGAAGGUAGAAGCGGAAGCACAACCAGCAGAGGAGGGAAAAGGGGAAAAACGCUCACAGCUACUCGAAAAAUUGAAACGGUAUACCAAGAAAAAGUCUCCUGGUACAAAAGAGGAAGUUCAACCUACAGUGACAUCAUCCGAGACGACACCCGUUCCGCAAAGUGACGGCAGUUCUGCGGCAUCAGGCAAGGCAUCAUCCGAUGACGAUAAAUCCAUGGCGAGACGGUUGCUAAGACGGUUUCUUUCGAAGAAGAAGAAGAGUCCGACGGAAUCGGAUCAAGAAGGAGCUGCUCAAGGAGGUUCUUCGAAAGCCCCUGACUCUACUAAAGAAGGAGGGCAAAAAGAUUCGGGUAUCGCUGACCAAAAGGGAAGUGUUAGAGACAAAGAAAUUAAAGAGGUUGCUACAAAAACUACGGAUAGUGAGAAGAAAGCCGAGGAAAGGAAGAGCGAUGAAGCUGGAUCAGCAAAGAAAACCACAGGAGCUGAGCAGAAAGGUGAAAAAACUGAGAAAAAGGCUGUUGAGGCUGCUGCUGCGGGGAAAAAGGCUGAAGGAAAUUCCGAGAGGAGCGUAGAACCGACACCUUCUGAGCAGACACCUGCACCAAAGAAGGCCAGUAGGCUGAAGAUGUUUUGGAAGAGGUUCAAGGGGAAAGAAUAA